Molecule: messenger RNA, 4062 nt
Organism: Amphiprion ocellaris (clown anemonefish)
Lineage: Eukaryota; Metazoa; Chordata; Actinopteri; Pomacentridae
Gene: ddx55
Product: DEAD (Asp-Glu-Ala-Asp) box polypeptide 55
Exons: 16
Coding region: 97-2142 (681 amino acids)
Cellular component (GO): nucleolus
Molecular function (GO): ATP binding; RNA helicase activity; nucleic acid binding
Source: RefSeq, a predicted model, not a curated record
UCAGCGCACAGGGAAAUAGGAGCAGCGUGCAGUUGGUUAGCUACCAGCCGGCUAACACCUUUAGCUGUAUGCUGUGUUUCAUGCUUUCUCUGCAGGAUGGCCAACACGGCAGACGGAACAUGGGACAGUUUACCGGUUAAACUCAACGAGAAGAUUCUCGAAACGCUCGAUGAGCUCAAGUUCACGCACAUGACACCUGUACAGUCCGCCUGUAUUCCGCUGUUCAUGAGCAAUAAAGAUGUGGCUGCUGAGGCGGUGACUGGGAGUGGAAAGACACUGGCCUUCGUCAUUCCUAUUAUAGAACUGCUCCUGAAGCGAGAAGAGAAACUAAAGAAGAUGCAGGUUGGUGCCUUGGUAGUGACUCCCACCAGAGAACUGGCCCUCCAGAUCAGUGAAGUGAUGGAGCAGUUUAUUCAGAAAUUUCCCCAGUUUACGCAGAUUUUACUCAUUGGUGGCAGCAACCCAAUAGAAGAUGUGGAGAAGUUCAAGGAUCAGGGGGCAAACAUUGUGAUUGCGACACCAGGCCGUCUGGAGGACAUGUUCAGGAGGAAGUCUGACGGUCUGGACCUGGCCAGCUCAGUAAAGAGUCUGGAUGUGCUGGUGCUGGACGAGGCUGACAGACUGCUCGAUAUGGGCUUUGAGGCCAGUCUGAACACCAUCCUGAGCUACCUGCCCAAGCAGAGGCGUACAGGCCUGUUUUCAGCCACGCAGACUCAGGAGCUGGAGAAGCUGGUGAGGGCCGGCCUCAGGAACCCUGUACGCAUCACGGUCAAAGAGAAAGGCCUGGCUGCUGCUGCCGCCACCCAGAAAACCCCCUCCAGACUCUCCAACUACUACACUAUUUGCAGAUCAGAGGACAAGUUCAAUAACCUGGUAGCUUUUCUGAGGCAACACAAGCACGAGAAACACCUGGUCUUCUUUAGCACCUGUGCAUGUGUGGAGUACUACGGUCGAGCUCUGGAGGUGUUGGUCAAGAAGGUCACCGUCCACUGCAUCCACGGCAAGAUGAAAAACAAGCGCAACAGCAUCUUUGCUGACUUUCGCACCCUGAAAAGUGGGAUCUUGGUGUGUACAGACGUCAUGGCCAGAGGCAUUGAUAUCCCUGAUGUUAACUGGGUGCUGCAGUACGAUCCUCCCAGCAGCGCCAGUGCCUUCGUACAUCGAUGUGGACGGACAGCACGUAUCGGUAAUUAUGGCAACGCCCUCGUCUUUCUGUUGCCAAUGGAGGAAUCCUACGUCAACUUCCUGUCCAUCAACCAGAAGUGUCCGCUGCAGAAGAUGAACCCUAUAAGUGACGUUGUGGACGUGCUGCCCAAAGUGAAAGCCAUGGCUGUGGCUGACCGUGCCAUGUUUGACAGAGGCAUGAGGGCCUUUGUCUCUUACGUCCAGGCCUACGCCAAACACGAGUGCAGCCUCAUCUUCAGAGUCAAAGAUCUGGACUUUGCCUCCUUGGCCCGUGGCUUUGCGCUCCUUCGCCUGCCAAAGAUGCCAGAACUGAGGGGGAAAACAUUUCCUGAUUUCACUGAGAUGACGGUGGAUACAGACACCAUUCGCUACAAGGACAAGAAUCGGGAGAAGCAGAGGCAGAAGAUGCUGGCUGAGCAGAAAGACAAGAUGAUCCUUCCCAAAAAGAACUUUCAAAAGAAUAAAGCCUGGUCCAAACAGAAGACCAAGAAGGAACGCAGGAAAAAGAAGGAUGCCAAGAGGAAGCAUGACGAGGGCUCUGAUGUGGAAGAUGAAGACAUGAAGGAGCUUUUAAAUGACACUCGCCUUCUCAAGAAACUAAAGAAAGGUCAAAUCAGCGAAGAGGACUUUGAGACACAGCUAACCAGUGGACCAAAAUCAAAACACAAAACAGUUGUUAUUUGGCCUGGUGAGAAAACUUGUCAUCAAACCCUGACAGUUAUACCACAAAGCAAAACUAAUGUGUUGGUGAGAAAUAACCUAACAAACCGUAGCCUUCGGCGGAUCAGGAGAUUUCCACCGUACAACUAUUCUUCUACGGGCCAGAAGGGAUGCAAAAGCAAAAACAGUUUCUUUAUUAGUGGCCAUUUGAGUAUUAUCACCUCCAGAGAUGGCCAUUUCUGCAGAGGGUUUCACUUCGGAGUCAAAUGCAUCGUUCAAAGUUUUACAAACAGAUAACCAAAAGUCUCUCAAUUUAGGACAGGUCCAGAACAUAUGUGCCAUAUCUGCUGGGGUAUAAUUACAGUGCUCACAUCUGUCUUCUACGUCAGGGUAGAUUUUAGAUAAUUUAGAUUUAGUGUUAUAGAUUCCAUAAAAGUCUUUGAACAGUAUCAGACUGGGAUGGACACAUGAGGAUGUUCCAUAAAUUUUAGUCUGAGCAUGGCUCCAGAAUACAUCAGAUACUUCCAUCCCAAGUUCCUCUUCUCAUAUCGCUCUAAGUUAAUCUAAAGCCCCAUCUGCACGGGAUUAGUAUUACCUCGGGACCAAUGGUGAUUUGUCUGUGAUCUUAAUCCCGUGCGAAUAUGCCAUGUCUAGUUUGUAAAGUAAAAAUUCCACCGCAAAUUACCUAACACAUUUCGCCAAACACCGACGUCCUGUGAUAAUACUAGCCCCGUGCAAAUCUGCAUCUCAGUGAUUGGGGGGUGUUUUAGUUGCUGUUUGCGCACCUUUUUCUACCUCUUUCCCUGUUGAAUCAUGGAGACUGCGGUGGAAAUUACUGACAGCAUUUUAGGUGCAAAUGCAGGAGUAGGUCGAUACACAAUAGGCCUAUGGACCACUCGCAGAACUGGCAAAAUCAGGUCAACAAGAAGAGGGACAUUUCGGAGGAUAUUGAGAUGGACGACAUGCGUAGUAGUAUGUGGUAAGAAACAUUUUUCUAUGCCUAUCUUUCAACAGGCUUAUUGCCCUGAUGGCCCGUUAGCCCGACAAAGCUGCCCACUGUUGACAUGACGACUAUACACCAGCAACACCACCGGAUGUUGCGACGUGCACAGAUUUGACAUCAUAUCCGGGCUGCAAUGUCAGUAAAUUCGAGAAAAAUACAGACUUGGCUUAUCCCGUGCAAAUGCACUGCAAGAAACACAGACGUGGGGGAGUAAUUCACAAAUAACCAGAUAUCCUCAGGUAAUACUAAUCCUGUGCAAAUAGUACAUAAUGAACUAUUUUGAAGAGAAGUUAUCAUAUUUGAGGUAACUGAAAUCUGUCCCUUAUUUUGCAUAGGAGUCCUCAAAAUCUUCGCCAGUCCUGAGUCUGCUGCUACUUUUUUUUAAGUGACGUAUCCAAUUUAUUAAUGGUGAGCUCACUUUAUGAAAGAUACACAAACACACCAAACCAUUUUUUCCUCUAUAUGAAUGAUAGUGUAGUGAUGCUAAACCAUUAUGUUCUAUAGAAUGAACUUGCUAAGUGUGACAGGCCCCUGACUAUUUACUUACCUUGUUGAUGAUCCCUCCACUCUCCACAACUCCCUCCGCACCAACAAUAACUAGAUCCACUUUCUCCAGGACAUACCUGCAACAGAUUAUUUAAAAAAAAUAUGGGAUUAAUGCAGGUUCCUAAUGACACUUAGCCCUCUGAACUCCAAGCAGUUUUUGGACAUGUUUCCUCACACUGAGCUCCUCUAUGGAAACACCACAAUCAUAUCUACAAGUACAGAGAACUCAGAAAUGUCCUCUGUGCACUGUAACUUCCCUUUCAAACUGACCGAUUGAGUUUUAGGGUUCAAAGUGUUAAAACAAAAUGAUGAUAACAACUAUAUUUACCCCACAGCUGCAUCCAGGACGACUGUGACUGGAACAUUGAGUUUCCUCAGAGCUUCUGCCAUCUGCCGCCUGAAUAAAGAAGAAACGGGCUGAAUAAGUGUUUGUCCCCAAGAAUAAAAGUGGAGUGCAGUUUACAGACACUCACCCAGCUGCAUCAGGCUGCGAUUCAGUCACAUACACAGAGAACCGCUUCUUCUCGCCGGCAGCUUUUUCCAGAACUCUGAGGACGACUCUGGAAUACGAGUGCGUCAGGAUUUUCUGCCAGAGAGGGAAAAUGAGUCACCGUGCCGACUGCAUGUAAAGAGCAAAAAAUAAGAUGUUUCAUAUACUUACAGCGCCA